Molecule: messenger RNA, 597 nt
Organism: Erinaceus europaeus (western European hedgehog)
Lineage: Eukaryota; Metazoa; Chordata; Mammalia; Eulipotyphla; Erinaceidae
Product: beta-lactoglobulin-2-like
Exons: 7
Coding region: 1-597 (198 amino acids)
Molecular function (GO): small molecule binding
Source: RefSeq, a predicted model, not a curated record
AUGAAGUGCGUCCUGUUCGCCCUGGCUCUUGUGUGUGCUGCCCAGGCCAUCUAUGUCCCCCAGCCCAUGAAGGACAUGGACGUGAGAAAGCUGGCCGGGAAAUGGCACACCAUGGCCAUGGCCUCCAAUGACAUGUCCCUCCUGAACUCCGAGGAGGCCCCCAUGAAAGUGUUCAUCAAUAAGCUGACAGCCACCCCAGAAGGCAACAUGGAAGUCACCCUUAGCAAAUGGGUCAACCACAAAUGCGUGGAGAUCACCAUCUUGGCUCAGAAGACUCAGGACCCCGCUGUGUUCAUGAUAGACUAUGAAGGGCAGAAGAUCACUGUCACCGUGGUGGACACAGACAUCAUCCACUACAUGUACUUCUGUAUGAACAUCCCCAUGCCCUCUGCCAAGCAGGCCACCGUGUGCCAGUACACGUCCAGGACCAUGGACCCCAGCGAAGAGUACCUGAAGAAAUUUGACAAAGUUCUUGAAGCCCAGCCCAUGGAAAUCCAGAUCUAUCUGAACCUGGCCAAGGCAGAUGGAAUCACCAAAGGUGAAGAGGACCCCCUGACCAAGGCCACGAGCAUGGAUUUUGGAAGAAGCAUUAUGUGA